Messenger RNA from Durusdinium trenchii, 717 nucleotides. The record is from the annotation of a GenBank genome assembly. Lineage: Eukaryota; Dinophyceae; Suessiales; Symbiodiniaceae.
AUGGUCCUCCAUCGCGAGGGCGCACGCAUGGUCGCCAAGCUGGAGCUGGAGGAUCCCAACGUCCGUGCCCGUUUUCAGCGCUUGUUGGACCUCACCCACCGGAAGGUCUACACCCGCGACCGCAUGGGUGAGCCAGUCCCCGAGAGGUUGCAACUCCUCACCGUGUCCUCUGUGACCAACGACGAGUCUUGGGCACAGUACGUGGCACGGCGUGAGGCCGUCCGUCGGGAGAUCGACUCUGACAAAACGGACUGGUGCAGCUAUGAUGUUGACACCGUUGCGCGAUCGUCAGGCGACGAGGCGCUGGAUGCCUUGGGCGAAAGCGCCGAAAGCAUCGCCUUUGCCAUGGCGGAUGAUUUUGCCACGCCUUUGAUGGGCGAGGUGAAUGAGGUCUUCCUCUUCCACGGCACCACCGAGAGCGCCGCGGAGAAGAUCAAGACCCACGACUUCAGGAUCAACCUGGCGGGCUCCAAUGCUGGCACCUUGUAUGGCCGAGGCAUCUACCUGGCUGAGAACGCCACGAAGAGUGAUGAAUACACGCAUCCCGGGCCGAAUGGUGUGCGACACCUGCUGCUUUGCCGUGUCACGCUGGGGCGCGUGUUUUACAGCAACACCAAGGACGGGACUCGGGACGGUCCUGUGUUGCACCUGGUUUUCAAGUUGAGGGUGCAGGGAGUGACUGGUGUGACAGCAGGGAGGUGCAGGAGGUGCAUGUAG